GGACAGAGUCAUUCCACUUUCUUUGAUAAACGUGACGUUAACGUACGACAAACUUAGGGCAGUGCAUGUGACACGGUAGGAAGCUCGGUAAUGAUUCGGGUGAACCCAUGCAAAAAUCGCGAUACUGGUGCUGGUGGCAGACGCUGAACAUUGCUUCUCAGCUCGGUUUACGCGCCUGUCAGCCCAAGUUCGCAUAUUCUCUGCUUUCGCAAUCUGUUUUUCUUCGAUACCACCGGACAGCACUUUUCCCAUAAUCAUUUUCCUAUUAUUCCGAUCCAAAGUACUAUUCGCACGACCUCUACCGCCACGACAUUAUCUGGAUAGCUACAAUGUUGAUCACACGCGGCUUCUCCCUCACCAACUUCGUCAUUGGCUCGUCCGCGCUCGGCUUUCAGGUCUUCGUUCUUUAUCCCUGGCACGAAAAGUUAGAAGCACAGUUCAACAGGUUGACCGAUGAACAUGAAAAAAUGUUAAAAAAUAUGAAGGAAAUUCACCAGGAAGAGCUAUCGCAGAUACGAAAAGAGCUAGAACUACUAAACAGAGGAAAGCGUUGAGUGAUAGAAUUGACCUGAAUGCGGUUUAAUUACACUCUGACUGGGAAGAUCUGCAUAAAUCUCUGCAAAAUAUAAUGUACCAAGCACAGACAUAUCACGAUCGAAUUGAGUUGUAGUACCAAAAGACUCGCCUCUAAGCUAUAGAAUCCAUCAUGAUGAAUAGCGCCGUUUCUGAAAGAGUUGAGGGAUAUCAUUCAUGAUUUUCGCCGGCA
This is a messenger RNA of Paraphaeosphaeria sporulosa, 766 nucleotides long. RefSeq lists its product as uncharacterized. The transcript has 2 exons. The coding region runs from base 330 to 554 and encodes 74 amino acids. The record is from RefSeq and is a predicted model, not a curated record. Lineage: Eukaryota; Fungi; Ascomycota; Dothideomycetes; Pleosporales; Didymosphaeriaceae.